AUGGCUGACGUCUCGAUGAAGAGUGGAGGAGGACGAAAGAGUGGAGUGGUGAAUGUUGAGGUCCAGUACCCCCCGUCCCCCUCUCCCCCCUCCUCACCGUCUGCGUGGGAAGGCUUUGGGACGAAGGUGAGACUGUUGCUGCCGUACGUCUGGCCCAAAGGCUCUGCAGCUCUGCAGGGACUCGUGCUGCUCUGUGCGGGCCUGCUGGCAGCUGAGCGGCUGGUUAAUGUGCUGGUGCCAGUUUACUCCAAGAACAUCGGCACGUCCGGCUUCAUCAGCAACCUGCGUCAGUUCAUGUGGAUCAAAGUUCAGCAGUUUACCAGCCGAGGCGUUCAGGUGUGUUUGUUCUCCCACCUGCACGGUUUGUCUCUGCGCUGGCACCUGGACAGACGCACCGGAGACGUGCUGCGGAGCGUCGACAGAGGAACCUCGUCCAUCAACAACCUGCUCAGUUACAUCCUGUUCAGCAUCCUUCCCACCGUCUGUGACAUCAUCAUCGCCAUCAUCUACUUCAUCUCCUACUUCAAUAUCUGGUUUGGACUCAUCGUUUUCACCUGCAUGCUCCUCUACCUCACCUGCACCGUCCUGAUCACAGAGUGGAGGACCAAAUACAGGAGAGAGAUGAACGACCAAGACAACCAGGCCAAGUCUCGAGCCGUUGACUCUUUGCUCAACUUUGAGACGGUCAAAUACUACGGAGCAGAGGAUUAUGAAGUCUGCUGCUUUGAGGACGCCAUUCUGAAGUACCAGUUCUGUGAGUGGAAGAGCUCGGCCUCUCUGGCUCUGCUGAAUCAAACGCAGAACGUUAUCAUAGGAUCAGGACUGCUCGCCGGAUCUCUGCUCUGCGCUCACCUGGUGUCUGAGGGGCAGUUCCAGGUUGGAGACUACGUUCUGUUCGGCACCUACAUCAUCCAGCUGUAUACUCCUCUCAACUGGUUUGGAACCUACUACAGGCUGAUUCAGAGUGCGUUUGUGGACAUGGAGAACAUGCUGGCCCUGCUGACCGAGCAGAAAGAGGUCCAGGAUGCUGAGGAUGCUCAGGACCUGUGGCUCACAGCAGGUCAGGUGGAGUUUGACAGAGUCUGUUUCAGCUACGCGCCCGGCAUGGAGGUUCUCAGGGAUGUGAGCUUUACAGUGGAGGCGGGACAGACGGUAGCUUUGGUUGGCCCAUCUGGAUCAGGGAAAAGCUCCAUCCUGCGUCUGUUGUUCAGAUUUUAUGACCCUCAGAUCGGCAGAAUCUGCGUUGAUGGACAGGACAUCUCCAAGGUGCGUCAGUCUUCUCUGAGGUCGUACAUCGGCGUCGUUCCCCAGGAUACAGUUCUCUUCAACGACACCAUCCGCAACAACAUCCGCUACAGCCGAGUUACAGCCAGCGACCAAGAGGUGGAGAGAGCCGCCAUGGCUGCUGACAUACACAGCAGGAUCCUGGAGCUUCCUAAGGGUUACGACACCGAGGUUGGGGAGCGGGGUCUGAAGCUCAGUGGCGGGGAGAAGCAGCGAGUGGCAAUUGCUCGAACCAUCCUGAAAGAGCCCCGGAUCAUUCUGCUGGAUGAGGCCACGUCUUCACUGGACACUCAAACUGAGAGGAACAUCCAGGCUUCACUGGCCAAGGUCUGCACCAACAGGACGACUAUUGUGGUCGCACACAGGUUGUCCACUAUUGCUGGGGCGAAUCAGAUCCUGGUGGUUCACAACGGGCGGAUCGCAGAGAGAGGACGGCACGAGGAGCUGCUGGUCCAGGGAGGUCUGUAUGCAGCCAUGUGGACCAAACAACAGAAAAGUCUCGACACACAAACAGAAUCACAGAUGAACAAUGAAACCCAAGAUAUCUGACACCGGAUGGAACAUUUUUUGUUAAAUUAAAAGCACACUCCAUGCUUUUGUUAUCUGAUGUAAUCUUAUCUCAUGUUUGUGGACCCAUUGCUCAA
Messenger RNA from Labrus bergylta (ballan wrasse), 1928 nucleotides. NCBI's taxonomy places the organism in Eukaryota, Metazoa, Chordata, Actinopteri, Labriformes, Labridae. The record is from RefSeq and is a predicted model, not a curated record.